AUGGAGCCACUCCCGUUGUGUUCAGAUAAUCCCAACUACUUCAAUGACGAUGGUGCGUCGGUCGCCGUCUCGGAGCAGAAGAAACACCGAUUCUUCCAUCUGAAGCGCCUGGUGACCUACUCGAAGCUAAAACGCUCGGCCACGAUCGAGGGCGAUCGGGCGGGAUAUGCGGAAGCCACCAGCCCCGCCCGUGGUCCAUCCUCGAUCUAUCGCUACCGAAGCAACAGCGCGUCAUGUUCGGGCGUCUCACCGGAUGUGGCGUCGGGGCCCUUGGCGGGAUCUCCACCAUCUGCCGUUCCACCAUCGGUGCCGUUUGCGACCGGCCGAGCGGGGACGCUACCAGAACGCCGCCGACAUUCCUUCGGGACAACGACGCAUCGCCAGCAGGCGCAGCUUCAUUCGCACCAUCAACAGCAACAGCAACAGCAGCAGUUGCAACCAUUCGAGCACAAUGGCGGGCGCGAGGGCAUGUUGAAAAAUGAAACCUCCAUCGAUGAGGUGCCCAACUCACCUGCCCCCAAGGCCCCCUGCCAUCCCGUGGGCAACGCAUCCGAUUCGGGUAAGUUGCCAGUGGCCGCGAUGGACGUGCUGUUUGUGACGGCACGCCACAGCGAACAUGGCAUGCUGUGGGUGAACCAUCUGAAAGUUUGCUUUGACAAGAUCACCAAACAACGUGGCCGACUUCCGUUCAAGUUUCUGCACGUCAAACUCGACGAGGACGCCAUCCCGCAGCCGGUUCACGUGAUGCAGCAGUGCGAAUCGACCAAGCUACAGAUAGUGGUGCUGUGUCCGGCCAUGUUGGGCCUUUCAUCGAUGCUUUUGCACGCGAAACUUAGCUCACUGCUUAACCCGAACCGUGUCCUUGGCAUGCUGCUCGAUGUGAGCGAAAGUGCCGCUAGUGAGUUUGCUAAAACUGCCCUGCCAGGAUAUGGCCGUUGGAGGACGUGUUCGGUGCGCGAAAAGGAUACGGCUUUUGUGAGCGAGCUGCUUGGCAUUGCUACCGAUAUCCUUGGGAAGGCGUUGCGCCAACAGACGGUGUUACAGCGCACGCCAUCGGGUUCGGAACCGAAGACACCUACGACCCCGACAGGACCGAUGGCAGGAGCGUUGCCGAUCACCGCAGGACACCGUUCCCACGAGGCGUUUGUGUUGUUCCCGCGCAAGGUGAAGGUGGGCCAGAACAAGAUCCUGCUGAUCCUGCACGAACCGCUCACGAAGGAGGAUUGGAUAAAGAUCAAGGUGGAAAAGGCGGACCAAACGAUCGAGAUAACGAACAUCAAGCGGCGCAAUCCCUACACCAUUCAGUUCUGUGUGCCAGAAAUCUGUAUGGAGAUCUCGAUGAUGAUUAAGAUACGGUUGGAGAAGAACAACGUCGAUCUCGGGUAUCGUCCGCUCAAGUGUGAGAGCCAGAUGCGUGAGCUUGAGCAGAUCCUGUCGUCGAAGGACGCCCCGAUGGAGCUGAUCUGUCAGUCGGUUGGUCUCUCGACGACCGAUCGGGACAAACUCGAUCUGCUGUUGCUGAAGGGCUUUCUGAGGAACGUUCCACCGAACUACAACCUGCUGAAUUACGGCGGUGCUAGUGAUGUCGGGAUGGGAUGCCAUCGUGACAUCUAUCCAGAGGAGUACCCAACGCUGCUGCACUUUGCUGCCAAAUGGGGUCUUGAGCGGCUGUGCAUGCAGCUGAUCGAAUCACCUGGUGGAGAGAUUGCGUGUGAAAUGCGAAACAUCGGUGGUCGAACGCCUUCUGACAUCGCGGAAGUUGCGGGUCACUACAAGAUCGCUAGUGCGCUUAAGAACUUCUCGCAAAUGAACGAGCUGACAACGAUGUACCACUACUUCAAGGGCGUCAGUGGCCCAGACCAGGUGAUGAUCCAGCCAAAGCAACCUGCGGCCCAGAAUAAAACCGAUGCCGAGAAGAUCCUGUCCCACGUGCAUGCGCUCAAGCAGGCCGAAGGAUACAUCGAUAUGAGCUGCGCUAAUGGAGCGGAUCAGGUUGACGCCGGUGGUCGCGAAGUUGCCAACAUGCACUACCUGAACGAACACUCAUCGUCGGUAGGUGGCGAGUUAACACCACCCGGACCGGACGAAAAGGACGUGUGUGGUGAGAAUGAGCACAACUUCGAUGUAGCCUGCAAGACACCCGAACUUCGGCGGUGUAAUGGUCGACCCGGUGAGUUAGCAAAGUAUGACAUCUUCAGCAACGAAUGUUCGGAUUUGUUGGAGAGCUGUGAGGCUGGUUCGACCGCAUCGACUGAUGGCGCCAUCGGAGGAAAUGGAGACUACCUGUUGCAACCCUCAAACGCCCCUUAUACUCCACCCAGUCAGUCACCACCACUCGCAACCGCCGCGUGUGAUGAUGCAGCCAGUGAUUACAUGAUACAACCGUCCAACAUCCCGGUGCAUCCGUAUUGUAACGUGCCGGAACCAACGGACGAGCGGUCCACGCGACAGGACGACCAGACCAGCGGUUCACACGUGCGGUUGAGCUUCCGCAAGGAGCAACCAACCGAGGACACGUACGGUACGACGACUGCGGGUGUGCCACGACCAGUGCAGGAACCCCGAGCUGGCCGGUCGGUUGAUGAUGAGCUGCUCGAGAUCAUCUCCGACUUCAAGAACAACGUGUUCUCGAUUCAGGAGGUCGAACAGUUGGUGACACUGUGGAAAAACCGCAACGACGUGCAGCGCAGCUUCCGCGAGAAGCAGGACCAGCUGCAGUGGAUGCGAGAGCACUAUGAGCAGAUCCAGCGCGAGCUAAAGGACAAACUGAAGCGUCCGACACCGUUCGAACGCAUGAGGAGUUUCUUCUCGCGUACGAAACCCUCUGGAAAGGGGAGUGGAUCGAAGCGUCGUGGUGAGAAUGCCACCGGUUCGACUUCCGGUGAACGUGCAACGCCGGAUGUGUGCGAUGAAAUCAAGUUCUCGCUGGGUGGUGGUACGUCAGGAAGCGCGUACGCCGUCGUAAGACCACAGAGUCUUUCCCUGAGUCUGCACAGUAUGGCAAGUGAUAGCUCGGAACCAACCGGAAGUCGCGCUUCAUCGUCGGGUGGCAUCACACCCACCGAGAGUGCUGGAGAUCGACGGCUUUCUCACAGCAAGUCCUGGCCCAAGGGUACACCGGAGAACGAGAAUUACAUGGUGCCACCAUCACCGCGGCCUGUUAGUGAGGAACUUCAGCUAGUGCGAGGUGUCCGGUUGGGUUGUGGUACACUCGUUGGAACAUUAAACCGAUGCAGCAAUGGCAGCUGUUCUAGCACCGCUAGCAGUCAUAGUAGCCAUAGCAGCAGUGGUGGCAGUGCUGGCUCAGGAUGGACUAAUUCCGGACCGCGACAGGAGGCCCACUACGUCAUGUACCCGUCAAAUUUGCCUGUGACACAGGGUGGCAGUAUCAGCGGUUCAGAAUACAUGAACGUACCAGCUGGCAAGGACGAAGAGCGAGUCCUGGCACGUCCCAAACUGGGCCGAAGCUCGAGUGAUGCAGGUGGACAGCAUUUGGUCACCUUCCAGUCGAUCCUGGAGUGCAACGAGAACGCCGACAGUCCUGACAGUGUCACCUGAACACGCGACCUGAACACUCCAGCUCCCAAAGGACUUCCAAAAAGGCAUACUGACAUGAUACCAUUUACCGUCUCCAGACGGCAGCUCUAGCUUGUAAGAGACGUAUCCAAA
This is a messenger RNA of Anopheles nili, 3669 nucleotides long. RefSeq lists its product as uncharacterized. Lineage: Eukaryota; Metazoa; Arthropoda; Insecta; Diptera; Culicidae. The record is from RefSeq and is a predicted model, not a curated record. Gene Ontology annotation, molecular function: fibroblast growth factor receptor binding; transmembrane receptor protein tyrosine kinase adaptor activity. Gene Ontology annotation, cellular component: cytosol. The transcript has 9 exons. Bases 1 to 3558 code for a protein of 1185 amino acids.